AUGGCGUCGUCUACAACACCCUGGGCCUCGUCAACAGCACCAGCGACGGUAAUGGCGGUGCUUUACGACCACCACAGCAACAACACCCACCUGAUGGCGGAACAUCGAGUCCUUCCCGAUGGCAGAAGGCAGAAGGAGAAGAACAAGAAGAUACAGAGGGACGGUGGCGGCGGCACUGUCGUGCUUAAUGUCCGGCGACGAUUCUCGGCCUCACCACCCGCCGGAAAAGGCAACAGCAAGGCGGCAAUGGCAGUUCCGGCCCCUCCUCCAUAA
Lactuca virosa is the source of this 273-nucleotide messenger RNA. The record is from the annotation of a GenBank genome assembly. Lineage: Eukaryota; Viridiplantae; Streptophyta; Magnoliopsida; Asterales; Asteraceae.